Paramecium primaurelia is the source of this 2226-nucleotide messenger RNA. The record is from the annotation of a GenBank genome assembly. Lineage: Eukaryota; Ciliophora; Oligohymenophorea; Peniculida; Parameciidae.
AUGAAAAGACAUAGCAUUGGGAAAACCUUUACAAAGUUAAAAGGAUUGAAUAAAGCUGAUCCUGAUGCAAUAAUCCCUGAGACCCCAAAAUUAAUAGAAGAUUUUAUAGAAUCUCUUAAUUCUCAGGGAGCUAUUAUCAAUAAAGUUAAAUAUGCAAUUUUUUAAACAAAAAAUGGUUUAAAAUAUCCUGGUCUUAUAGGUAUGUAUUUUUAUGAUUUUAGCAACUGAGAAAAUUGAGCCAAAUGAUAAUCUUGUUAUAUUACCAAGAGAAACUUUGUUAACAACAAAAUAAGCAUUUGAAUCUCCAUUAAAACCUAUGUUUCUAGAGUUUCCAUAAUUCUUUAGUCCUAAAUUUAUGCCCAAAUGGUAAUAUCAUAUAAUUUUAUCAUUUUUACUUUAUGAAUACUAAAAAGGUACAGAAUCAAAAUGGCAUCUACUAAUCAAUAAUUUUCCUAAGGAUAUUGAUUAUGCAGUAUUUUGGAAACGUGAGGAUUUAGAACUAUUAUAAGAUCAAAGAAUGGUCAAGCAUGCUAUUGAAAAGAACAGAUAUUUGAUAGCUACCUUUCAAACUCUCUAAUACAUUACUAGUAAAUAUCCUGAUCUUUUUAAACCAGGGAUUGUUACUAUGGAUAAUAUUAUUUGGAUUUACACAAGUAUUGUUACAAGAUGUUUUGGAGGUUAAGGGUUGAAAUAUGUUACUAUGGUACCAUUUUGUGAAUUAUUUAAUCAUGAAAAUGCUGAUGUUUGUUAUGAUCUCUAAUAAAAUGAUGGAAGAACUAAAUACAAUUAUGAGUUUAUGACAUAAAAAGUAAUUAAAGGAGAGAAGGAUGAUGAUGAAUUAUCAGUUUCAUCUUUUGAUAAUUCAUUAUGUUCAGAAGAUGACAUUAGUGAUUCUGAAUAUGUAACAAGUGAUUAUCAUGAAUACCAAGAAUUUAAUUUUGAUGAAUAUUACGAAAAAUCAAUCAAAAAUUUCACUAAUAAUUACAAUUAAAUGUUUGAAAAAUUAAAACUCUAAAAUGAAGACCAAGAAUCUUUUAAUAGAAAAAUUAAAGAAUAAUAAGAAUUUUAAUUGAAGUUGAGAAAAGAAUUGAAUAUUAAAUUAAAUAUACAAAAAGAUGUUUUCUAAUUAGCCAUCAAUAGUAAAGCAAUGCUAUUUUAAAACUUAGAUUUUGGAGAUAAUUUUUCUAUUCUUUUUUUAGGAUAAAUUUUCCAUAUUUUGGAUUAAUCAAUCAAAAUGUAUUUUUAAGAAGAACUAUCUUCAUUUAAAGCUAGAGAAAUUUUCGCUAAAAUUGAAUAAAUAUGUAGUUGUUAUUUAGAUAAUUGGUACACUUUUAAUAAUGUUGUUAAAAAAAAUCCAGUCUAAUAAAGAGUCAAUUCAUUUUCAUAAAAAAUAGUUAAAAGACCAUCAAAAGUCAUACCAACAGUUGAAUCAUUUUUAAAAAUGCCUGUUGAUAGAAGUUUCAAUUAUUAUUAAAAUGUUUGGGAAAAUGAAAAUUUUAAGAAUCUACUUAUGAGAACAAGAGAUUACUUUGAAAAAGGAUCAUAAGUGUAUUUCUGCUAUAGUUAAUUGUCAAAUAGAAUGAUGAUACUCAAAUAUGGAAUGGCUUUAGAAUACAAUAAAUUUAAUAGUGCUUUUUUAAGAGUAGAAUAUUUAAAAUAUCUUCAAAAAAAGGAAGCCAUUUGGAUUGCUCAUAGAUUUAAAUUAGAUAAAUUUAAAAGAUUUAAGUUAAAAUUUAUAAAACCUCCUUAUGAGUUGAUUAUAUUUUGCAAAUUAGUCUAUUGGUAAUAUCUUUUCAAAAAUCUUUAUUAGGGAUUUAAAUAUACAUACUGUGGAAACUAUUUUUUAAAUCCAAGAUUUGAAACUAGAAAAAAAAGCAUUAAAUUUAGCUCUUGAAAUUAUGGAUGAAGAAAACUCAAAAUUCACAGAAAAAAUUGAAGAUCUUGAAUAAUAGCUUAAAGACAAAUCCUUAGGGUACCAUGAAUAUUUUGCUAUAGUUUACAGAUUAGAAAGAUUAAGAAUAUAUCGAUAUAAUAUAAAGUAUUUAAUAUAUUAAAACUAGUCUUAUCAACAUUAUGAUAAUUGCAAUUGAUAAAAUCAUCAAUGGAGUUCCAUUUGAAUAGGCAAUUGAAAAAACAGAGUUUGAUUUUGAUUUUUAUCUAACAAAUCGCCACACAUUAAAGAAAUAUUUUGAUGAAUUGAGAUGCGCUCUAUAUUAAUCAAAAUGA